AUGACAGAGGCGGUUCAACCCAUGCUGGACAUGGAAGCAGUUAUAAAUUUUGAGGUUUCUGAAGAGAAGCCAUCAGAAUUGCCGGCAAAUAAUGGCAAAAAGCAGAAAGAAAAGCCGAAGCGGCGACCGAGAGCUAGUAAAACAGAGGACUCUGAAUCAUUUCUAAGGCCCAAACAAGUAAGAAAAAAGCCAGUCAUGAAGCUGGUUCCUUCGACAAACAAUGAGUUUGCGCCAUUUACAUACGAAGAAGCGCAUUUUUUAGCUGGGGAAAUUGAUAAAUUCAUGGGUACACAAAUCGACUUUGAAAUUCUAUCUACUAUUCGAUACGAGCCAACCUUGACAGCUGUGUCUGAUCCAUCUCAGAUCGUGUGUCCCGAAAACUUCUUUCUUCUCAAAAGUCAUUGGCAAAGGCUACAUCUUGCAAUAGACUUUUUCAAAUGGGAUGUUGAGGUCCCAUACGAGCUAUUGGUUAACGAGCUAAUGAAAGCAAUUAACCAAUUGGACCCCAUGCUUCCAUACAAGCUAAGGGUCCUGGUUACGAAGAAUAAUGUACUUCGUGUGGAGGCUCACCCAACGACACCCCGCAUAGACUUAUUUUCAGGAGUCAAUAACUAUCCUAAUCUGCAACCUCUCGACCCUGUUUAUAAAGUAUACCUUGAUACACAGCAUACGUCGAUAUCGCCAUUUACAUCAUUCAAAACGACAUACCGAGAUCAUUACACCAAAUCACGGCAGAGAAUACUAAAAAAUAAUGGCGAUUUGGAAGAAGUUUUGGUGUACAAUACGUGCAAUGAGAUAAUGGAAGGCAGUAUCAGCAAUGUUGCAUUCAGACGAGAUGACAAAUGGAUCACUCCAUCCCUUGUAUCAGGAUGUUUAUGCGGCGUUGUCAGAAAUACAUUAUUACUUGCAGGUAUAAUAGAGGAGGGCAAAAUUUUGAGAAACUCAGUUAAAGUGGGAGAUGAAGUUGUUAUAUUCAAUGGCAUCAUGGGGGUGUGUUAUGGCCGGAUAGCAGAGUGA
This is a messenger RNA of Sugiyamaella lignohabitans, 1017 nucleotides long. RefSeq names its product aminodeoxychorismate lyase ABZ2 (gene ABZ2). The record is from RefSeq and is a predicted model, not a curated record. Gene Ontology annotation, biological process: carboxylic acid metabolic process. The transcript has a single exon. NCBI's taxonomy places the organism in Eukaryota, Fungi, Ascomycota, Dipodascomycetes, Dipodascales, Trichomonascaceae. The coding region runs from base 1 to 1017 and encodes 338 amino acids. Gene Ontology annotation, molecular function: catalytic activity.